GACCUCAGACUAAAAAAUUUGAAAAUAACAACAGAAUAAAUAAAAAAAUAGGAAUAUUUAUCACCAUCUGGUAACUGCUAUCUGAUCGGAUUAAUGGGAACGUUCAAUGAAACAGCAGAAGACCUGAUGGACAUACUGGGAGAUAAGGCAGAUGGAAAAUGUCAGGUUGGGAUGCACGAUAUGAUGGGUAGGGUCACACUGGACGUCAUAGCCAAGGCUGCUUUUGGGAUGGAGCUGAACUCCCUUCACGAUGAUCAGACACCAUUCACCAAAGCCAUCACAACUGUAAUGAGAGGAAUGGUUGAGACACGGAAUCCUUUAGUGCAGUAUAUGCCAGGAAAGCAGGCUUUUAUCAGAGAAGUCAAAGAGAGUGUCAAACUCCUCAGGGAAACCGGACGAGAAUGUAUUUUACAAAGAAGGAAGGCGAUUCAGGAUGGAGAAGACAUUCCUAUGGAUAUCCUCACACAGAUCCUUAAAGGAGCCGAGAUAGAAGAUGGCUGCAGUCUAGAGAAUUUAAUAGAUAAUUUUGUCACAUUCUUUGUUGCAGGUCAAGAAACAACGGCCAACCAGUUAUCCUUCGCUGUGAUGGAAUUAGCACGAAACCCGGAGAUCCUGACAAGAGUCCAGACUGAAGUGGAUGAAGUUCUUGGCUCCAAAAGAGACAUUGAAUAUGAAGAUCUUGGAAAACUACAGUAUCUGUCCCAGGUCUUAAAGGAAACCUUAAGGUUGUACCCAAUAGCCCCUGGGACAUCAAGAGUCCUAGAGAAGGAAAUGGUCAUCGAAGGGGUGAGGAUUCCUCCUGGAACAACUCUUAUGUUAAAUACUUACAUCAUGGGUCGGAUGGAGAAAUAUUAUCAAGAUCCCUUGGUCUUCAAUCCUGACAGAUUUCACCCUGAUGCUCCUAAGCCUAGCUAUGCCUACUUUCCAUUUUCUCUUGGACCACGAUCAUGUAUUGGGCAAGUAUUUGCUCAGAUGGAGGCAAAGGUUGUCAUGGCCAAGCUCCUGCAAAGAUUUGAGUUUGAGCUGGUGGAAGGACAGAGCUUCAGGAUCUUGGACACUGGGACCCUGCGCCCUAUGGAUGGUGUGAUCUGCAGACUGAGACCCCGAGCAGAGCACAAAUCCAGAAAAUAAAAAUAAAAAUGAAGACAUCAGAAGUCAGACAUUAGAUUUGUUCUUUAUUAUAUGACCGCUCUAAAUAUGGAGCAAAGGAUCACCGCCUGGAAAAAAAUAUAUAGUUUUUAACUUUUGAGCCUAUAAAAGUGUAUUACGACUUUAUAUGAGUAAAAACCCAAUCAGCAAGUUGUUCAUAUUGUAUAGAUUCCAAGGUCUAAAGAAAUACUGAAUGUAGGUAUGGUAAUGAUAGAGAUGUGAAUAUCAUUCUAUAUUUUGUAUCUUUAGGACUGUGUAACUAGAUGAUUUUUUUUAAGUAGCUGCUUUAACCUGCUUGUUCCUUAUUUCAAGCGCUUCCCCUCCUCCCUUUGCUUCAGUCUGCCUGUUUAAACAAUGAUGAAGAUGUGUCAAUAUGAUGUAUGGACUGUAUAACAAUGCUUAAGCCAAUUACGUAGUUAGAUGAUACCCAUGUAAACUUAUUGCCUAUAAGAGAGCACCUACUUUUUUUUUUUUUUGUCUAACCAGACUGUCUGUUACUCUGUAAUUCCUCUAGCACCAUUCU
Molecule: messenger RNA, 1672 nt
Organism: Bufo bufo (common toad)
Lineage: Eukaryota; Metazoa; Chordata; Amphibia; Anura; Bufonidae
Product: cholesterol 24-hydroxylase-like
Exons: 11
Coding region: 94-1131 (345 amino acids)
Biological process (GO): cholesterol catabolic process
Molecular function (GO): heme binding; iron ion binding; cholesterol 24-hydroxylase activity
Source: RefSeq, a predicted model, not a curated record